Hirundo rustica (Barn swallow) is the source of this 2907-nucleotide messenger RNA. It is a transcript of the gene ARL4C, whose product is annotated as ADP ribosylation factor like GTPase 4C. Gene Ontology annotation, molecular function: GTPase activity; GTP binding. Gene Ontology annotation, biological process: endocytic recycling; intracellular protein transport. Gene Ontology annotation, cellular component: cytoplasm. The record is from RefSeq and is a predicted model, not a curated record. Lineage: Eukaryota; Metazoa; Chordata; Aves; Passeriformes; Hirundinidae.
UCCCGGCGCGCCGCCGCCGCGUGGAGCCGGGCUGCGUGCUCCCGGUCCCCGCUCCCAUCUCCCUGCUGCUCCCCGCUCCCAUCUCCCUGCUGCUCCCCGCUCCCAUCUCCCUGCUGCUCCCGGCUCCCUGCUGCUCCCAUCUCCCUGCUGCUCCCUGCUGCUCCCUGCUCCCGGCUCCCUCCGCCGCCCCGAGCCGUGCCCCCGCCGCGGGCCGGCGGCGCGGGGAUGGGCGCGGGGCUGUGAGCGCGGCCGUGAGCCGUGGCCAUGGGGAACAUCUCCUCCAACAUCUCCGCCUUCCAGUCCUUGCACAUCGUCAUGCUGGGCCUGGAUUCGGCGGGCAAGACCACGGUGCUCUACCGCCUCAAGUUCAACGAGUUCGUCAACACCGUGCCCACCAUCGGCUUCAACACGGAGAAGAUCCGGCUCAGCAACGGGACGGCCAAGGGCAUCAGCUGCCACUUCUGGGACGUGGGCGGCCAGGAGAAGCUGCGCCCGCUCUGGAAGUCUUACAGCCGCUGCACCGAUGGCAUCAUCUACGUGGUGGACUCAGUGGACGUGGACCGGCUGGAGGAAGCCAAAACGGAGCUGCACAAGGUGACCAAGUUCGCGGAGAACCAGGGCACGCCGCUGCUGGUCAUCGCCAACAAGCAGGACCUGCCCAAAUCGCUGCCGGUGGCCGAGAUCGAGAAGCAGCUGGCCCUUCACGAGCUGACCCCUUCCACCACCUACCACAUCCAGCCCGCCUGCGCCAUCAUCGGCGAGGGGCUGACGGAGGGCAUGGACAAGCUCUACGAGAUGAUCCUCAAGCGCAGGAAGUCCCUCAAGCAGAAGAAGAAGCGGACAGACAAUAGUGGUGAUAACAAAGCGGCUCCCGCCAGAGCGGAGCUCCCCUCUCCAACCGCCCCGUGCUCCUGAGGGUCUGAUCCGGACUCGUUUGGGCUGGAAACAUGGAGAAACGGGAUGAACCCCCCCUCUCCAUCCUCCGGGACCGCCGAGCCUUUGUGUGUGCCGGGGAACCAACAGGGCAGGACCCUGUUGAAGUGCGUUCGAACGGAGCCCAGCGUGCUCAUGGAUCUUCAGCGUGGGCGUUUUGGGGCAUUUGGGGGUGUCGAUGCCAGCCCCCCCCACAUGCCUUUUGGGGUGGGGGGUGCGGAUGCACCGUGGCUCGGCAAGGUCAGCGGGGAGGGGGCUUGCAGCCCUGAUCCCUGCAUCCCCGCAUCCCUAGAUCCCUCCCCCGCGGGUGGCGGUGGGAAGGGGUGUUGAAAGCUUGGAGGGUGGGUCGGGCCAGCAGAAAAUGUCUUGGAGGGGUGGGUGUGAUGGGCAAGGGGACAUCCACCCGCCCUGGCUGGUGUUUUAGGGUGCAGAGCGAGGACGGGCAGCCUUUGGGGAGGGGGGGGGGAGGAUGCGACACUGGGGUGCUGAGCAGCUGCUGAAUGGUGCAGAGCUUUAAGCUCUUGGUUCCAAAAAAAGGGUGGAGAAAGGAAAAAAAUACCCAAGGGUUUGGGGUGAACGCUGCUGGAAGCAUUGGGGGGGGUUGUGCAGGACCCCCAUUUCUCAAAGGCUUGGUGGUGUCACCUUCUGCAGCAAAGUCCCCCGCAGGUGUGCAGUGUCCCCGUGCACAGGGUGCUCCCAGGGCGUGAUCCGAACUAGGGGUCACUUAGUAAAAUCCCCCCAAAAAAGCAGAGUUUGGGGUUCUGGCCGCUGUGCUGCUCUGCAGUGGGGCAGGAGGCCAAGUCGGGGGGGAGGGUCAUGGCAGGGCAGGAUGGAUGGAUGGACAGAGAUGGCCAGAGCCUGCAAAAAAAUCUCUGCUGGAAAGGGAAGAUGGCAGGGAGUGGACAGGCAUGGGGGGCUUGUGGUUCGUUUUUAAUAAAGAUUCAAACCUGAUUAAAAGCCCCUCGCUUCCCCCAGUAGCCACAUGGGCAAGCUCUGUCUGCAGAGCAGCCUGAGCGCCCGGGCAGGGUCGGGCCUGGCCGCCUCCUCCUGCCGGUGGACAUUUGGGUACCUGCGUGGGGCUGGGGACCAAAAUCCACAUGCUGUCCGCGCUUCGGCCUGGGAUCCGGCUCUCCAGGGUCCUGGCUUCCCACAGAGCUGAAGCAGACAGCCCUCAGGGGCCAAAUAUCCUGAAUUUGGAGGCAGGCGGGAUUUUCUGGUGAUUUUACACCAGCUUUCCCGUUCGCAAACCCUUUCCCGGAGCUGCCAGAGGGAAAGCACCAAGCAGACAAAAGCGAAACGCCCUUCGGGUUUCAGGGAGUUGAUCCUCCCCUUGCAGCGACGAGCACCUUCCAAACAGCAUUUUGGGGGGGGCGGGGGGGUUUGUUAGGGAACAAAUGCUGCAGCCGAGUUGUGUUUCUUCUCCUCUUGCGGGGUUUGAGUUCCCGGCGCGAGUCCCGAUUUGUGUGGGCUGGUCCCAUCCGUUCAGGUGGCUCCCUUCCCGCUCCCUCGGGUUUCCCUGCUUUGUCUUCGCCUCCAACACUUUGGUACUUGCUGUCAAGAGAGAGAAAGAGAGAGAGAGAGAGAGAGAGAGAGAGAAAAGAAUUAUUUAUUUUUGAUGCCACAGAAGCCACAUGUAUUAACCCUUUUUCGGGAGAGCAACCUGUUUGAAAUGUAAGAGCUGUGUUGACCCCAGCAGCUCGAGAGGGAUCAGGUUUUAGGAAUGACACGUGCAGGCUGUUAGAGGUGGGUUUUUUUCACCUCCUGGCUGGUCUCGGUUUAGCAAAUGCUGGCGAUGGAAAGGCUGUUUUUACAGAGCUGGGUCCUGCCUGGGAGCUCGUUCCACCCGGCUGCGCAUCCCCUUGGAGAGAUGGCAGAGCGCUGGAAGGUUCGGCUGAGCCGGGCGGGACGCUGUGCUCGUGCCCUCGCCGGCCACUCUGCUUUCUGCAAUAAUUAAAAAGACUUUUCCGACGAGUA